This is a messenger RNA of Bipolaris sorokiniana ND90Pr, 16162 nucleotides long. RefSeq lists its product as uncharacterized. The transcript is spliced from 4 exons. Bases 32 to 16162 code for a protein of 5376 amino acids. Gene Ontology annotation, biological process: secondary metabolite biosynthetic process; amino acid activation for nonribosomal peptide biosynthetic process. Gene Ontology annotation, cellular component: cytoplasm. Gene Ontology annotation, molecular function: catalytic activity; phosphopantetheine binding. Lineage: Eukaryota; Fungi; Ascomycota; Dothideomycetes; Pleosporales; Pleosporaceae. The record is from RefSeq and is a predicted model, not a curated record.
CUUGAACAUCACAUACCUUCCUGCUAUAAUCAUGCCAUCCGCUACAACUCCUUGCGAAAUGGUCCACAAAAAUGGCCUAAACCAGAAUCUGUCGAUAUUGAACGGGCAGCCUUUGCUUUUGGAAGGUCCGGACCUCCUUCAUCAACUAGUUCCUCGACUGCAUCACGACGCCAACGCCAUCGAUUUCCUGGAACACGGAUCGAAAAGGCGAAAGUUUUCUUACACAACACUUCACUCCUUGAGUGAUGCCUUCGCCGCUAGAAUUACAGAAAUACUGGGCAAGCUCGAGAGUGCUUCGUCCAUUAUUCCGAUAUUUCUACCGCAGUCUCCAGAGCUUUACGUAGUCCUACUGGCUAUUCUAAAGGCAGGGAAGGCUUUUUGUCCACUCAACCUCGACACACCGACAGAGAGACUAAAGUUCAUUCUUGAGGAUGUUUCAGCUGAUAUCAUAAUCACAUUCGAAUCCUACAGCGAGCAUAUCCGCACAGCCACCAACAUCCAUGUUGUAUCAGCAGAUCGCGAACUUCCUGGUUGCCAUAACACUUUCCAUCAUGACUCGCCGCGCCUAAACCCUGACGAUCUUGCAUAUGUGCUGUACACAUCGGGAUCCACUGGGCUGCCCAAGGCAGUGAGCGUGUCUCAUCGUGCCGUCACACAAAGCUUGCUCGCUCACGACCGUCACAUUCCAGCCUUUUCUCGUUUUCUUCAAUUUGCUGCUCCUACUUUUGAUGUCUCCAUAUUUGAGAUAUUCUUUCCGUGGUUUCGAGGCAAGACUAUAGUUGGCUGCACACGCACGCAAAUGCUCGAUGACCUUCCAGGGACUAUAGCUAACCUCGACGUGGACGCUGCCGAACUUACACCAACGGUCGUUUGUAAUCUUCUAUCCGGUCGCUCGAGCGUGCCUGGUCUGAAGUUGCUACUCACUAUUGGCGAGAUGCUGACACAACCCGUCAUCGAUGAGUUUGGCGGCGAUGCGAUCAAAGAGAGUAUAUUGUGGGCCAUGUAUGGCCCAACAGAAGCUGCGAUUCAUUGCACAAUAUGGCCACAGUUUUCAACGUCCGAUUCAACCAACACAAUAGGCUAUCCACUAGAUACUGUUUCUGCUUUCAUCCUUGCACCUUCUACAGGACUCAGCACCUCACUCAACGAUAUACUUCCGAUCGGGCAGGCUGGUGAACUUGCAAUAGGAGGCCCUCAAGUUGCUAAAGAAUACCUCAACCGGCCAGACCUUACAAGUGCAUCCUUCGUCGAGCAUCCGUAUUACGGUCGCCUCUAUAGAACUGGUGAUCAAGCAAAGAUCAACGAACAAGGGUUGUUGGAGUGUCUAGGGCGAGUUGUGGCUGGUCAAGUAAAACUGAGAGGUCAGCGAAUUGAGUUGGGUGAAAUUGAGCAAGCCAUCAUGAAGACAAGAGGAUGUCGCGCAGUCACUGCAAUGGUCAUCCAGGAGAAUCUAGUCGCUUUCUGCAGUGGAAGGGAUGAGAUGUCACGCAAAGCUGUGUUGACGACAUGUAAGCACUGGUUACCUGCAUCUAUGAUACCGUCGGAUGUGUUUGUCAUCGACGUAAUGCCACAAUUACCAUCGGGUAAAGUCGAUAGAAAUUCUCUUGAGAAGGCAUAUCUGCAUCCACACUCCAACGGGUCGUCGUCGUCUCUUGCUAUUAGCCUGAAAGACCCAAUCAGUCACUCGGUUUGGAGUAUCGUCAGCCAUCACACCACACAGAAUGUCGGAUUGGAGACCAACCUUACAUUCAUCGGACUAGACUCUCUCAAAUCGAUCCGCAUUGCGUCUGCGUUGCGAAGAGAAGGGUACUCGCUGGGAGCGAUCGAAAUAUUAUCUGCUGCGACCCUUGCAGACCUCAUUGAAGUUUGUAGGAAAUCCAAACUGGUGGAUUUUCCAUCUCAUGACAAGGAAACUAAGCCUGAAGCUUUCAUUGAUACGAAAAACCUUCAACUCAAUGGCUGGCGCCACAACGUCGCUUGCAUACUUCCAUGCACUCCAUUGCAGGAAGCCAUGCUGGCAGAAACAAGAUCGAGGCCCACGGCGUACUGCAACUGGGUCGAGGUCGAGUUCUCAGUUGCUUACACCUAUGAACAGAUUCAGGAUGCUCUGUUAUUUCUGGCCCAGGAGAAUGAGAUACUGCGUACCGGUUUCUGCUUCGAUUCUCAGCAUACGACAGUGUUUUCACAAAUCAUCUGGAAGGAGCUCUCGCUUUCUCAAAUCCGGAAAGUUGACAGCUUCUCGAAUCAAUAUUCGAUGCAAUCUGACCAUGAUUUUCUCCGACCGUUCAGGGUCCAGAUCAGGACUCAUUGCAAAUUCCCUCGCGUGCUCUUCCAAAUAUAUCAUGCUCUAUAUGAUGGUUGGUCUUUGGACCUGCUACUCCGUGAUCUUGAUCAUCGUCUUCAUGGAAAGCAGGACUUGAAGAGGCCAUCAUUUCGGGAAGUUGUACGUUUCUUCGAAGAUGACCGGCGGCUCAACAAAAACCAAAACUCUACAAAUUACUGGAAAAGCCUUCUUGGUGACUAUAUCCCGGCGACCCUGCCCAACUAUCAUGGAAAGCUAGUCCAUGAUGCAAGCAUACAUCGAUUUUCCGGACAAUCAAGUGUCAGCCGGCACAAGCUUUCCGAGUGCGCUCACUAUUCAGCUGUCAACCCACAAGUCUACUUCCAAGCGGCCACUGCAUUCGUGCUCAGUCUUUACAGUGGCUCUAGUGAUGUGGUACUAGGCAACGUAACUUCUGGGCGUACAAUCCCUGUAGCUGGCAUAGAAGACAUCAUCGGCCCUUGCAUCGCUUCCCUCCCAUUUCGUAUCGAUUUCGCAGACACUUAUUGCGUUCGAGACAUCUUAAAAAGAACUCAAUCGAUAAACAGAGACAGUCUACAUUAUAGUCAGCUUCCACUACGUGAGAUAGCAAGGGCUGUUAAUGUCAAGCCUGGAGCGCGGUUGUUUGAAACUUUGUUUGUAUGGCAACAGUCAAUGGUCUCGGAUGACAACGCAUCAUUGAUCGCCAAGGUUGUCGAUAGCGCAGACGAACUGGAGUUCCGAAUAACAUUGGAGUUCGAACCAGUGGGAGACAAUAUCUUGUUCCGGAGCACAUUCGACGCCACAACUGUAUCAGAGCACCAGAUUAAGUACCUGUUUCAGCAAAUCGAGGAAGUAGUGGAGAUGUUCAUGGCGGAUGCCGAUCGUCACGUAAGUACGAUCAACCAAUGCUUUACCACGCCAUCCUUAUCUGUUGCCAACCCCACGCCUCUGGAACAGCGCUUUGAUCAUGGCCCUUCUCAUGCUGUAGAGAAAUGGGCAGCGACUGAUCCACACCGAACAGCUAUAAUAUUCGGCCACGAAGUCAAUGGGUCAAUGAAGGUCAAAGACACAAUGACUUACAGCAUAUUGAACUCACGUGCUAAUCAGUUGGCUCGUGUCCUUGCAGAACAUAGUGUGGCAAAUGACCAGCUCGUGUGUAUUAUCAUGGAGAAGUCAGUCCAUCUCUACACUUCUAUCCUCGCUGUACUCAAGCUCGGCUGCGGCUACUUACCGCUCGUUCCCGAUACCCCAAUCGAUAGAGUCAAAACCAUCCUGAACGAUGCUCGGAUUGCGGUGUGCGUUUCAGAGUCGUCACUGUCAGCUACCUUGCGCUCAGAUCUCUCGGUUGAUGUUAUAGACUUCGACCUCGCUGCGCUCUCUGAUUACUGCGAUCGAAACUUAGAAAUACCAUACAAUGGUCAGCAUCUUGCGUACGCGGUCUUCACUUCCGGAAGCACAGGAACACCCAAAGGCGUUCUUGUGACGCAGGAUAACCUUAUGAGUAACCUACAGUAUCUUUCAACUAUUUAUCCCUUCUCUGCCGACUCGCGUCUGCUACAGGCAUGUUCACAAGCUUUUGACGUCAGCGUCUUCGAGAUAUUCUUCACUUGGUACGUCGGCAUAUGCCUAUGCUCGGCGACAAAAGAACAUCUCUUUCGCGACUUUGAAGCUGCCAUCGACCAACUGAAAGUUACACAUCUUAGUCUUACACCGACGGUUGCUGCGCUAGUGGACCCGAAAAAUGUUCCCAAAGUCGAGUUUUUAGUAACAGCCGGAGAGGCUGUGACUGAACAUGUGCGCAGGAAAUGGGCAGGUCGAGGGUUGUACCAAGGCUACGGACCGUCGGAGACUACAAACAUAUGCACCGUUAGAGUUGCAGUCACUCCAGAUGAUCUGAUCAACAACAUUGGCAGUCCCUUUGCCAACACUUCGGCACUUGUGCUCGAUCCCGAAAGUCAAGACAUACUUCCACGAGGCGCUGUUGGCGAACUUUGUUUCGGUGGCUCACAGGUGUUCCGCGGUUACCUCAACCAACCAGAACUCAACGCCCAAAAGAUCAUUCACCAUCCCACGUACGGCAGGAUAUACCGAUCUGGCGACAUGGGAAUACUUCUUCCAGAUGACAGCAUUCUCUCUACAGGACGCACGGAUGAUCAAGUGAAAAUUCGUGGCCAGCGGGUUGAGCUAGGGGAAGUAACAUCUGUCAUACUUGACCAUGGUGCUGUCUGGGAUUGUGUCACCCUCGCCUUAGAACAGACCAACAAUUCGAGAACGCUUGUUAGUUUCUGGGUACCAAUGGAAGAUUCUUCAAGCUACGUCGAAAGUUUAGACCCUUUGAAAUUCGCAACUACAAUUUCGGAAUUAUUCAACCUAUUAUCUCGACGAGUGCCAUCCUAUAUGGUCCCAUCUCAUCUCAUUCCGAUAUCAUGCCUGCCGAUGACCCCGCAGGCAAAGAUUGACAAACGAUUCUUGCAGCGAUUGUUCUCCAGUUGUGAGGAACAUACCCUGAACAAUGCCACACAUUCUAAUGGUAUCACGGAGACAGAAGAGGGAGAGCUAUUGUCACAAUGGGAGAGGGACGUCUCUCAACUCUUGAUUCGAACGCUCGCCACUUCUUCAGAUAAACUCAAGCGGACCUCGUCAUUCUUCAACCUGGGUCUAGACUCUGUAUCAGCUAUACGUUUCUGCAGCGAGCUACGAAAGGCAGGGCUUGGUGACUACUCUAUAUCCGAAGUUCUCAAGCACCCAUCCAUUGCUAGUUUGGCAUCCUUGAAGAAGCCACAAUUACCUACAACAACAAUGGCCAAGAUGCUGUCGAUAGACGCAUCCAAUAUAUUUACCAUGGACCAAAUCCAAAGAAUUCGCUCGAUCGUUGAGAAAAACGGGGUUGGGGUAAUGAAAAUACUUCCUUGUACGCCACUCCAAGAAGCCAUGAUAUCGAGUGGUCUCUCUUCAUCGGGGCAGGCAUACUGUAAUGUUAUGGUUUUCGAUAUCAAGGGAGAUGUGCACCAGCUACAAAGGUGCUGGGAGACUGUGAUCCAGCGGCACGAAAUUCUUCGAACUUCGUUCGUUGCAACGGAGGAUUCAUCUUACUCAUUUGCCCAAGUCAUUGUAGAAGGGUAUGACAUGGGUUGGCAUCAGGAAAGUAUGGACAUCAACCUCCAAUCGCGCAUCAGCAAGAUCUUGUCCGAUCUCAUGGAAGCCAACAAACCUCCAGUGUACUUUUCUCUGACCCGAGAAGAAGAUUCCACAAAGUUGCUCUUUUGCUGCCAUCAUGCCCUCUAUGAUGGUAUAGCUAUAUCUACACUCCUUGCAGAAGUCCAGGAACUAUAUCAUGGCCGCCAGCUACUACCGCCAGUUUCUUACGAUAUUUACCUGAAGCGCAUGCUUGAGCAGAACUUGGAUGAGGCCGACAAGUAUUGGUCUGCUCUAUUGGAAGGUUUUGAGCCCACGUCGUUCCCCACUCUCACUGGGAAGAGAGUCCAAGAGUAUGAAGCUUUCGCGUCUUCGUCAAGACGUCUCAACAUGUCACUCGACAGCGUGCGGAAAGCAUGCCGAGACAGUUCAGUGUCACUUUUGUCCGUUGUACACGCUGCAUGGGCAAAACUACUCUACUUUUACACUCAUGAAAAUGACGUCUGUUUCGGCAACAUAGUCAGUGGUCGCAGCUUUCCAGGAGAGGAUCUCGAACGCCUGGUCGCACCUUGCUUCAACACUCUGCCAGUCCGUGUCGAUUUUGACUUUGGUAAAAGCAAUCGCGCCUUGAAGACUUCACUCAAGGAUGGUGGGCGUCUAUUUGACUCCCUUGUGAUCCUUCAGCACCCCAAUGCGCCUUUGGAUAACUCCAUUUGGAGGCUUGAGCAAGACUCUGGUGACAUGGACAUACCUAUUGUAUGCGAAGUCGUUCAGGACCAAGUUGAGGAUACUUUACGACUAUUGCUGCACUACAACAAUUCGCUCAUAUCCGAACCAGAGGCUUCAAUAGUUAUGGAGACUUUCGAUGCUGCCUUGUCAUCUCUCAUCAAGUCUCCUGAUGAACUCUCUGCUGACACCGACAUGUUCCCUACCAACCUCUGGGCGAAUUAUAACAUGAACUCCAAACGUCUCGAAAGUGAGUCUAUCUUUCUGCACUCUGGAUUUGAGCGCAGGGCAUUGUUGCAUCCAGAUCGCAUUGCCCUCGACUUCUGGCAUUCCCAAGGGAAGAAGACGACAUGGUCUUUCGAGCGACUCAACCAAGAAGCAAAUCAGAUUGCACACGCGCUCAUCAGAGCUGGUGCUAGGCGAGAACAAGUCAUACCUAUCCACAUACCCAAAAGUCCAGUAUAUUAUGCUAGCGUACUGGGAGUACUCAAAUCUGGAGCCGCGUUUGCACCUAUUCAUCCCGAUCUGCCCGAAGCACGCAAGCAGUUGAUGUUCAAAGAUCUGAAACCAAAUAUCGUUCUUUGCGACGAUAGUUCGUUGCUUCCUGAACAUAUUCCUGGAAUAACCGUUCUCAACGCUCAAUAUCUUUCAAGUGAUGAUGUUUCCAACCCCGUUAUCGAGGACUUGAAAGAUACCAACCUGGCUUACUGUCUUUUCACCUCCGGCUCUACAGGUGUCCCAAAAGCUGUCAGCAUGGAACACCAUGCUCCAAUACAGACCGUCGAAAGCUCCAGAACACUCAUACCUUGGAACUCCAAAUCUCGACUCCUUCAAUACGCUGCGAUAACUUUCGACAUGUGCUACUACGAUUGCUUUCUUGCUUGGACCUUUGGCUUUACCCUUUGUGCUGCGGAGCAGAAUGACUUACUCAACGAUCUUUCGGGAGUGAUCAAAACUCUUGAAACUGAUCUACUUGACCUCACGCCAUCUGUUGCAGAGACUCUGAAGAGGGCUGAUGUUCCAAAUGUAAAAUGGCUUUAUUGCAUCGGUGAAGCCAUGUCUUCAUCAGUUGUGAAGGAGUGGGAGGGGGCAUGCGUCAAUUCGUAUGGCCCGACCGAAGCUGCCUUUUGUACGACCAUGACUCCCCUCUCUAAAGAUGAAAGCACUUCUAUUAUCGGAAAACCCUUUCCAACAACAUCCUUUGCGGUGUUCUCUGAGUGUAGCGAAACUCCAUUGCCUGUUUUGAGUAUCGGAGAGCUCUACAUCGGGGGUGCACAGCUCGCGCGAGGUUAUUGGGGCAGGGCCGACCUCACACAUGAUCGUUUCGCGAGGCGCUGCGGAAAAAGAUUCUACAAAAGUGGCGAUAUGGUACGGAUGUUAAGCGAUGGCAACUUCGAAUUCAUAGGACGUCUUGACGAUCAGGUCAAGAUCCGUGGGCUUCGAGUUGAGCUGGGUGAGAUCAAUAGUGUUCUUGCAGAGCUUGACUCAGAUUUGCUUUCUGUCACGACGCAAAUCCUACGGAAAGAAGAAUCCUCAAAAGAGCAAUUGGUUUCAUUCAUGGUUCUACGUCAAUCGAUCCAAGAAAGGGAUAUCCCCAUGCUCCAAGGAAAGUUGAAAAAACUAGCGAGUACUCAUCUACCUUCAUAUAUGGUGCCUCAGUUCUUCUUGGCAGUGGACGAGAUACCAAGAUCCAUGGCUGGCAAGAUUGACAAGAAGGCUUUGGGGACCAUCUUUCAACAAUAUUCAGAUUCUAACGCACUUCCCAAUGGGAUCUCACAUACGACGGAGCACCAGUGGUCCAAGACAAAAAGUGAGGUCCGCAACGUUCUUGCGCGUAUAUCCAGAACUCCAAUGGAAAACAUCUCGCCGACAACAUCGAUAUACCAGCUAGGUCUUGACAGCAUCAGCGCAGUUCAGAUCGCAUCUACUCUUCGUUCUCAGGGAUACACAAUCAAAGCGACAGACGUCCUGAAAUAUACCUCAUGCAAUGAUCUUGCUGAGCACUUGGACCAGAUGUCCACCCCAGAGGUGUCUGAAAUUUCACCAUUCGAUUUCCAUGGCUUUGAGAGCAAGCACAGAACACAGAUCCUGAGAGAUCAUGGUAUCCAAGAUGGAAAUGUUGCCGCUGUCCGCCCGUGCACCCCCCUCCAAAACGGGAUGGUAUCGCAAUUCCUUGCAAAGGAGGGGGCUGUUUACAUGAACUACCUCAGGUUGCAACUAGAGCCGAAAGUUGACUCAGAGAAGCUAAAAGCAGCAUGGUCCUCUACCAUGGAACGCCAUAGCUUGCUACGUACUGGAUUUGCUCAUGUUAAAGAUCUACUUUUCCCCUUCGCCAUGAUCGAGUAUACCCAGGUUUCGGUCACACUACCAUGGAGUGCAACACGAGAGCAAAAGAAAUCUCAGUCGUCCGAUGCAUGGCUUCAGCAAAUACGGGACCAGUCACUCAAGGAGCUGUACGUACCUCCUUGGGCGCUACGAUUCGUUGAAAGUAAUGAUCAGUUCUUCCUCGACUUGGCCAUUUUUCACGCACUGUUCGAUGCGCAAAGCCUCCGAAAUAUCUUUACCGAUGUUACAGCCUUUUACAAGGGUCUAAGCCUACCACCCGUGCCCUCUCUGGACGAAGUUGUGAGUCAUGUCAUUCAAUCUAAUAAGCAAGAUAACAGCGGCGGAAAGGAGUUCUGGGUUGAACUUGGCAAGACUGCAAAUCCAUCUCGUUUUCCCAACCUAGCGCCUUUGAAAUACUGUCCUGAACCUCCAAUCGUAUAUACCACGCGAUCUGCAAAAUCACUUGUGGAUUUGGAAAAUGGAUGUCGGCAAGCAAAUACCACGAUGCCAGCUGUGGGCAUGGCGAGCUGGCUAUCACUGCUGUCUUCCUAUACUGGAGAAAGUUCUGUGACCUGCGGUGUUGUCCUUUCUGGCCGAAAUUCCGAUGCUACAGCGCACGCCAACUUCCCGUGCAUCAAUACUGUGCCGUUAGUGCUCACGGUGGCGAAUGACACGACAAAGAUGCUGGAAUCAAUCACCGUGUUAAAUGCGGGCAUCCAGGAACACCAGUUCAAGCCACUUAGAGAAAUCCAAACACUAAUGGGCUUUCCAAACGAGGCGCUCUUUGAUAGCAUUUUCGCCUAUCAGAAACUGGCAGACGAUAAAGAUAUCUCCGACCUUUGGACUGUUGUAGACGAAAAGGCCACCAUCGAGUAUCCAAUCUCCAUCGAGCUGGAACCAAAGGAAGGAUGGUUGGAGUACAGACUUACGUACUUUCCACACAUAAUUCCGAGAGAACAAGCGUCUUUGAUUCUUUCACAGCUUGAUCACUUGAUGGAAAGUUUGAUCUUUCCCUCCGAAACUCCUUUGGCUGAGACAGACUACUCCCAGCAGCUAUACUCUAUCACUCCAGCAAAGGAAGAUGAGUUGCCAUCGGACAUGAAGCUGCUCCAUGAACUGGUAGAGAAGACUGCUAAAGAGUACCCUCAACGCAUUGCUUUUGAAUUUGUGUCAAACGAGAGUAAUGGAAAGCGUUCAGUGAGGCAGUGGACAUAUCACGAACUGGAUCAAGAAGGCAACAAGAUCGCACAACUGCUGGCGGCUCACCAUGUCAAGCAAAACAGCCUUGUUGGUGUGUGCUUCGACAAAUGUCCAGAAGCCUCUUUCGCUAUGCUUGGAAUACUCAAAGCGGGAUGCGCUUUUGUUGCCAUCGAUCCGGGAGCACCUGCCGCGCGUCAGACUUUCAUCAUUAAGAACUCUGACGCUCAGGCUGUUUUGUCAAUGUCAUCACAGUCGGCUCAGUUUGAGGCCAGUGCUAAAGUGCUGGUCCUCAACCUCGAUGAAGUCGAAUGGCGCUCGCUUUCUGGGCAAAAACUGUUACAAAAUAGCGCCAUUGACCCACAGGACCGCAGCUACUGUUUGUAUACGUCUGGAACCACUGGUACACCUAAAGGCUGUGAACUGACUCAUGAGAACACUGUCCAAGCCCUGUUGGCCUUCCAGCGUCUUUUCGCGGGGCACUGGGAUGUGAACUCGAGGUGGCUCCAAUUCGCGUCAUUUCACUUUGAUGUCUCCGUACUUGAACAGUACUGGAGCUGGUCUGUUGGUAUUUGCGUAGUAUCCGCACCUCGUGACCUUAUCUUUGAAGACCUUGCAAGCUCCAUCCGUGAUCUCAACAUCACCCACAUUGACCUCACGCCUAGUCUCGCUCAAAUUCUACAUCCCGACGACGUACCAAGUCUCUGUAAGGGUGUUUUCAUCACCGGCGGCGAGAGUCUAAAGCAAGAGAUUUUGGAUGUUUGGGGUCCUAAAGGCGUCAUCUACAAUGGAUACGGGCCGACCGAGGCCACGAUAGGAUGCACCAUGUACCCACGCGUUCCAGCAAACGGGAAACCCUCCAAUAUCGGCCCGCAAUUCGACAAUGUUGGGUCACUGGUCCUCCGUCCGGGCUCUGACGUUCCAGUCUUGAGAGGUGGUAUCGGUGAACUUUGCGUCUCGGGAAAACUCGUUGGAAAAGGCUAUCUCAAUCGUCCAGAUUUGACUGCAGAGCGCUUCCCAUAUCUCGACCGCUUCUCUCAACGCGUAUACCGCACGGGAGAUGUCGUUAGAAUUCUUCAUGAUGGUACAUUCCACUUUUUGGGUCGUGCCGAUGACCAAGUCAAGUUGCGUGGCCAGCGUUUGGAAGUCGCUGAGAUCAAUUCUGUGAUUAAACAGUCUGACAGCGAUAUUUCGGAUGUCGCAACGCUUGUGUUGAAGCAUCCGAAGCAACAGAAAGAGCAACUUAUUUCCUUUAUUGUGUGCAGCAAAGCUCUGAAGGCUCAACCAGAAGUCUUGUUCGGCGAGGUUCGAGGAACAGCAAGCGCGAAGCAGGCUUGUAACGACAAACUUCCACCUUACAUGAUACCCACCCAUUUUGUCCCGCUUGCUUCCAUGCCACUCAAUGUCAACAACAAGGCAAAUGGCAAGGCACUUAAGAAGAUGUAUGAGGCUCUUUCUUCUAGCGACCUUCAAAAGCUGUCUGCCGCUUCCUUGUCUGGAGACGAACAAUGGUCGAAACAAGAGGAGAAACUCCGCGAUGUCAUGCUUGAAGCCCUUGGCGCGGAUCAUGAGAGCAUAUUCAAAAACACAAGCUUUUAUGAGUUGGGCAUGGACUCUAUCUCCGUUAUAGGCGUCACACGAUCUUUGAAACAGGCUGGUUUCACGAAAGUCACUACCUCAAUGAUACUGCAAUGCCCUACAAUUCAGCGGCUUGCAAAAUCUCUGGCAGCCAAUAGUGCUACGAGCAAAGUUCAUGGAUCAAUUCUCGCAGCACAGCAGUCUAUCAAUGCUGUAAAUCAUCGCCAUCGACGCAAAGUUGCUAACCGCUUGUCUGUCGAACCCAGCAUGAUCGAAGCUGUUGCACCAUGUACACCGCUACAGCAGGGCAUGAUUGCAAGAUCCAUGGAACAUGACAACGGGCUUUACUUCAAUACUUUCCAGUUCAAAUUGAACAUGAAUGUUAAUGAAGAGAAGCUGCAAAAUGCAUGGGCAUCAAUGUAUAACUCGACCCAAAUACUACGUACGGUGUUCGUAAAUACCGAAGAAGGCUAUGUGCAAGCAGUUCUCAACAGCAUUCCUUUCAACGGGCUUAUCCAAACAUUGGCUGAAGAUGAUGAACUCGCCGAUCACAUGGCUCAAUUACGGAAGGAUUGGCUCAGCCUCAACGAUGUUGACUUUCAACAACCAUUCCAGGUGCAUCUUGUUUCGACGCAGAAGCAGAAGUUACUCAUUAUGCACAUAUUCCAUGGCCUCUAUGACGGUAAUAGCAUUGGUCACUUACUGAAAGGUGUAUGGGAUUCGUACAACGGAUGGGAUUCGAUGUCAGCUGCGCCAUCGUUCCACACUGCUCUUGCCCACGGUCCACUGAGAAUGCCCAACGACGCGAAAAGUUUCUGGAAGAACAAGAUACUAGCCAGGACUUCAUCUCUCCCCACGCUGCGCGACAAUUCAGGUCAAGACGCUGUUGUUAUCGCACGUACAACACAUGCAUCCUCCAAUUUUGACCUCAUCAGACGACAACUCAAUGUCACGGCGCAAGCUGUUGUACAAGCUUGUUGGUUUAGCGUCCUUCACAGGCAUGUAAAAGGAAAUAUGGCAACCGGCAUAAUCGUAUCUGGUCGCAGCAUCGAACUUGAAGACGCGGAUCGUGUCAUAGGACCUAUGUUCAACACUAUUCCUUAUCACCAGCGGGCUCAGCGCAGCGAGUCCUGGUCGUCAAUCAUCAAGAGGGUACACGAUUUCAAUGUCGAAGCUCACCCAUUUCAACAUACGCCACUGAGAGAUAUUAUGAAGUGGUGCAAGAGGCCUCCAAGCCAUCCGCUAUUUGAGAAUCUCUUUGUGUAUCAAGUUGCACAAGACAAUGAGGACUGGGCAAGAAACGACGUUUGGGAACUCUUGGACGAUGAGGCCGUUGCCGAUUAUCCGUUAGCUUUUGAGGUCGAGCAUCGAGGUGACAACGAGUUGAAGUUGACAUUGGUUGCACAAGGGCAUGUCGCGAAUGACCAGAUUGCAGCUGAAUUAUUGGAUAUGUUUGAAGAAGCGCUAGACCAAGCCAUCAAUGACCCAUCAGCUAUUCUCGAGCUGCCAGUCGAUAUGGAUGGUGCAGUUGAGAACAAUACUGCCAUUCGAUCUCACCUGGAUGACAACAACGAUAUCUCGGAUUUUGAAUGGAGUGACAACGCCAUCGCAAUUCGCGAAGAGAUUGCCAAUUUAACCGCAAACGAGAUGGAAAGCAUCAGUGAAACGACAUCGAUCUUCGCACUUGGCCUUGAUAGUAUCGAUGCAAUCAAGCUCUCGUCAAAGCUCAAGAAACGAGGAAUGGAACUCUCAGUCAGCGGUAUCAUGCGCGGAUUGACUAUUGAGAAGAUGGUACAAAAUAUGUCGAUGAAGAACACUCAAGCUACAGAAGCGACAUCGCACUUUGAUCUGGAUGCCUACAAAACGAAGCUAGCAAAGUAUCUCGACCACCAAGGAUCCAGCACCAACGACAUUGAGGAAGUGCUUCCUCUAACACCGCUCCAGGAAGCUAUGGUUGCUGAGAUGAUCGCAUCCAAGUAUACAAGGUACUACAACCAUGACGUGCUGAAGCUCAGCCCAGAUACAGACAUAAGCAAGUUUCACAAAGCCUGGACAACAGUCGUCAUGGGUUCACCAAUUUUACGUACUGGUUUCGUUGAGGUGGACAAUCCGGACAUCGAUCUCUCUUUCGCGCAGGUCAUCCACCAUCAACCACAGGACUUUUACUCACACAUGAGUUCUGACAGCACACCGGACUUUAUAUCUAUCUUCAGGGAUCUCCGAAACGACGCGGUUCAAAGACCACUUUCAACGCCACCCUUUCAUCUUACAUUCAUUGACACGCCUGGUCAAUCGUAUCUUGUGUUAUCAAUCGCGCAUGCGUUGUAUGAUGGAUGGUCUCUGGGCUUGUUGCAUUCUGACAUGCACAGAGCUUACCAGGAUGAAUUUCAAGCUCGGCCCUCCUACCAGCCGUCAUUAGCAGAGAUCAUCAAAACCUCAGGACCCGAUGCCGCAGGCUUCUGGCAGGACUACCUCUCUGGCGCUAACGGUAACACUUUCCCGUGUCGAACACUAGGACCCGAUGAGAAGAGCAGCAUCGUUCAUCGCCAUCAAGAAAAUAGUAAAAUUGUGCUGGAAAGCAUCCAGUCAUUUGCUAGGAAGAACAAUGUUUCGCUUCAGACUGUGGGACAAACAGUCUUUGCUCUCGUCACUGCAUCCUUUACCCGCUCUCUCGAUGUUACUUUUGGCUCUGUGCUUUCCGGACGCGACGACGAGGAAACAUCCCAGCUGAUGUUUCCGACUAUGAAUACAGUGGCUAUAAGAACCAUUCUUCACGGAACAAGUGUUGAAUUGUUACAAUAUGUUCAAGACAACUUUGCGAAUAUCAAGCAGUGGCAACAUUACCCGCUUCGAAAGGCCAUGUCGCAGGCUAGGGUAGACGGAAAAUUGUUUAACAGCCUGUUCGUUUAUCAAAAAAGCUUGGAACGAGAGCAGGAUGAGGGUGAGAAGCUGUACACCAGUGUUGAGGGCCAUAGUGACGUCGAGUAUCCUGUUUGUGUCGAGAUGGAGGUAGUGAACAAUACUUUAGUAUGGCGUUGCGCAGUCAAAAAUGAUGUUUUUGAUUUUGAAGGAACAAAGCAGUUGCUGAAGAGGAUGGAUGAUGUGCUGAUACACUUGAUGGAGCGGGCAGAGGCACCGGUGAUUGAGAUGACCGCAGAAGGAACGUCGGUCUGCAGUCUGCCAGCUUUCAAAGAAGCUGAGAUUCAGACUGAAAGCGUUCGUGUGGAAUUUGGAGAAGACGACGGACAGGACGCACCAAGCACAGAAACAGCUAACAAGAUCCGCAAAAUACUGGCUGCAGUUUCGAAGACACCUGAGGAGGAGAUGACCAACGAAAUGACCAUAUUCCACAUGGGACUGGACUCGAUCAGCGCAAUCAAAGUAUCAUCACUUCUUCGCAAACAGGAGAUUGUCCUCAGUGUUGGGGAGAUGCUGCAAGCUGGUUCGGUGAAGAAGAUGGCCAAGCUUGUCGAUGCUCGUGCUACCGAACCGUCCAGAGAUGGCAAGAAUGAUAUCUCAAGUCACGAAGAGACACUGAAAGACUUCAAUCAAGCGAAAUUUUUUGAACGAGCCGGCGUAGAUGCGGACAAUGUCGUCCAGGUUUUGCCAGUCACUGCUGGUCAGCUUUACAUGCUGUCCAUGUGGCUCAACACCAACGGCAGCAAUUUCUAUCCAGAGUUUAGCUACGAGCUCAAGGGGGAUAUGGCAUUUGGAGGUCUGCAAAAGGCAUGGCAGGAUUUGGUGACGAUGAAUCCAAUACUCAGGACAUGCUUCGUCUCUGCUGACGACCGUCGGGUAUCCUACGUCCAGCUUGAGUUGAGAAAUGUCGAUAGCGCGAUAAUAGAUGUUACUGGAUACGGAGAAGAUGAGAUACGCGACCACAUUCAACACGCUGCAACUCACCAGCCAUGGGCAAGGCUGCUGGUUUCCCAGAACUCCCACGGCUGGACUCUGCGACUCAAAAUACACCACGCACUCUACGACGGCAUCAGUCUACCACUGCUGAUACAACAAUUUGAAGACCUCUGCAACGGCAGCGUCCCUACUGUUCCUCAAAACAAUAUCUUAGCCGACUUCAUAUCCAGCACACCCUCGCUCUUCUCUUCUCCACAGCGCGGCCAAUUCUGGGAAACCCAUCUCUCCAAUACCCACCCAAUACACCUAAAGCAGCCCUCCUACACACCCACCACCCGCCUAGAAAUCUUCCACCCGUCCCUAACCCCCAUACAAGCCCUCGAUACCACCGCCCGCCACCACGGCAUCUCCCUGCACGCCCUCUUCCUCGCUAUCUACGCAAAACUCCACGCCCGCCUCACCCACAGCACCACCGUCGACGACAUAGUCCUAGGCAUCUACCUGGCCAACCGCUCUCUAUCAUGUACCCUUGACCUCCCCACCGCCGCAAUCCCAACACUCAACCUCGUUCCGUUACGCAUCUCAACACCGCGAUCCCGCAGCGUAGUAGAGUCAGCCAAGGAAAUCCAAGCGCAUCUGCGUCAUCUUAGCGAUGCUGCAGUCGCGACUACGAGUUUAUUGGAGAUAGAAGAGUGGACUGGUGUAAAGAUUGAUGUCUUUGUCAACUUUCUGGUCAAUCUAGACGAUACGGAGAAUUCCCCGAAACAGGGAGAUCGAGGUGUCAAAGUUACGACGCCUACGGUACAACAGGAGUACCGCACACCAUUUUCGCGUACAUCGCCUGUUGUCCGUCCUGAACUGGUUAUCGAAGAGUUAAGAGACGAGCGUGUGAAUGGCGUAUAUUUGCAUGCCAUUGAUAUUGAAGCUACGGUGCGAGAGGGACACUUGGAUGUUGGGAUUUUUGCACCAGGGGAUAUGAUUAGUUUGGAGCAAGGAGAGGAAUUGAUAGAUGUGUUGAAGAGGGAGGUUGAGGGGUUAUCAUAG